Geodia barretti is the source of this 1869-nucleotide messenger RNA. The record is from the annotation of a GenBank genome assembly. Lineage: Eukaryota; Metazoa; Porifera; Demospongiae; Tetractinellida; Geodiidae.
AUGAGUGUAGAUACCGGCAACGUCAUCCUGGAAGUUGAAGACCUCCAUACAUAUUUCUUUAACCGGGGGUCAACGGUAAAGGCAGUUGACGGGGUUAGUUUCUUCCUUCGGGAGGGAGAAACCCUGGGAAUUGUGGGAGAGUCUGGAUGCGGCAAAACCAUGACCGCUUUGUCUCUGCUCAGGUUGGUGCCUCAACCGGCUGGCAAAAUAGUAAGCGGUGAAAUCAGGUUGAACGGAGAAGACAUACUGCAGAAGAGCGAUGAUGAGAUGCGCCAGAUCAGGGGUCGGCAAAUCUCGAUGAUACUGCAAGAUCCGCAGACUUCUCUCAACCCGGUAUUUACCAUCGGCAACCAGUUGAUGGAAGCCUUGGGAAUGGCUCGCCGGGAAGGACGGAAGAAUAUGAUCACCAGGGCAGUGGAUGCCCUGCGGAAUGUAAACGUGGCGGCCCCCGAGCGGCGUUUGGAAGAUUUUCCUCACCAGAUGAGCGGCGGCAUGAAGCAGAGGGUCGUUGGCGCUAUCGCUCUUUCCUGUGAGCCUGGCGUGAUCAUAGCCGACGAGCCCACAACUGCUCUAGACGUUACCAUUCAGCUUCAAUAUUUGAGGCUCUUGAAAGACAUUCAGGCAGAAACAGGUUUGGCAAUCAUCUUUAUUACCCAUGACUUCGGCGUUGUCGCCCGCAUGUGCGACCGGGUUGCGGUGAUGUACGCUGGCAGAGUUGUGGAGAAUGGGCCGGUGCGCGAGAUCUUUAACGAGCCUUCCCAUCCCUAUACCAGGGCUCUAAUAGAUUCGGUGCCUAAACUGGAAGAACGCACCGCACGCCUUUAUUCCAUCGAAGGUCAACCGCCGGGAAGGACAUACCGCCGACUGCUGGAGGAUGGACGAAUCAUGGUAACGACGAGCAACGGGAACCCCCUGAUUCAGGUCAAUGGUCUUAAGAAGUAUUUUCCGGUUACCAAAGGCUUGAUCCUGAUGAAGACCAUCGGCUACGUUCAGGCGGUGGACAGCAUAAGUUUCUCCAUAAAUCAAGGGGAAACGCUGGGCUUGGUAGGGGAAUCGGGCUGCGGCAAGACCACUACCAGCAAGUUGUUGUUGCGACUAGAAACACCGACGGACGGGGAAAUCCUGCUGGACGGCAAGAAUAUCCAAAAUUUCCGCGGUUCAGAGUUGCAGGACUACCGGACAACAGUACAAGCAGUAUUUCAGGAUCCCUGGUCUUCGCUGAGUCCCCGAAUGCGCGUGCGGGACAUUGUAGCUGAGCCCUUGGUAGUAAACCGACAGGUGAGCCACCAGGAACGGGACGAUCGCGUGGCUGAGGUCAUGUCCCAGGUUGGACUGCACGCAGAGCAGGCCAACAACUAUCCCCACGAAUUCAGCGGCGGUCAACGUCAGAGAAUCGCGGUAGCCAGCGCUUUGGCUUCAUAUCCAAAGAUGAUAGUGCUGGAUGAGCCCGUUUCGGCGCUGGACGUGUCCAUUCGCGCCCAGAUAAUGAACCUGCUGGUCGACCUCCAGGCAGAGUACAACGUCAGCUACUUGUUGAUUGCCCAUAAUCUGGCGACAGUGCGUUACAUGGCCCACCAGACGGCGGUGAUGUAUCUGGGACAGAUCGUUGAGUAUGCGGAGACCGAGGAACUCUACCAGAAUCCCCUGCAUCCCUAUACCAAGGCACUGUUCUCGGCGGCGUUGCCCUCACACCCCGAUUUGGUUCGGGAGGAGAUCGUGUUGACUGGUGAAGUGCCUUCGCCGAUCAACCCGCCUUCCGGUUGCAGGUUCCACCCAAGAUGCCCCUUCGCCAUGGACCAGUGUUCCGUGGACAUUCCCGUGGACAAGGAAGUGGCGCCGGGACACCGAGUGUCGUGCCACCUCUACUGA